UGUUAAAGGAACAGAUGAGUGUAAUUAAACCAUCAAGUCCAGAAGAAAUGAAUAUAGAUAUCAUUAUUAAUGAAGCCAACAAAGGCAGCAAAAAGAUGUUGUCUUUUGGAGAUAUUGCUGUGCCAGUUGGUCGCAAUGCCAAAAAAUGUGAUGGUGGUGAUUACUGUAGAUGGAACAAAAACAGCAGUGGGAUAGUGAAUGUGCCAUAUACCCUCUCCUCUAAUUAUGAUUAUGUAGAGGUGUCAGUUAUUCUUAGGGCCAUGCAAGAUUUUGAGACUCUGACUUGUGUUCGCUUUAUUCCUCGCAGUGAGGAACCUGACUACCUGAAAAUCACGCCUUCCUCUGGCUGCUGGUCCUAUAUUGGAAAGAUUGGAGGAGCACAGGAUUUGUCUUUGCAAAAUUGUAUAUGGAAAGGGUCUGUCCAACAUGAGCUGAAUCAUGCCCUUGGAUUCCACCAUGAGCAAUGCAGGAGCGACCGGGAUAAUUACAUAGAAAUUGUUACUCAGAAUAUUGCCCCAGAUCAUUUAGGAAACUUUGCGAAAAAGGACACUAAUAAUUUGGAAAUUGAGUAUGAUUACUCAUCUGUGAUGCACUACAGCAUGACUGCUUUUUCUAAACAAGAUGGAAUAGUUACCAUUGUCCCAAAACCAAACCCAGCUGUGACUAUUGGACAGAGAUAUGGACUCAGCAACUUGGAUAUUUCCAAAAUAAAUAGACUGUACCAGUGUGGAACCUGUAGCACCCUCCUUCCAGAUUCUACAGGAACACUAAUGUCUGCUAAUUACCCAAAUAAUUACCCAAAUAAUGCUAGCUGUGUGUGGCUCAUCCGAGCCCCCUCUAACAAGGUUUUCAUACAGUUCAGUGCAUUUGAUGUCCAGGCUUCACCAAACUGUUCCUCGGAUUACCUGAAAGUUUAUGAUGGCGCCAACAGAUCCUCCCCGGUACUUCUGGACAGAUCCUGCGGCACUGGGCAGCUCCCCUCCUUUGUGGCCUCUUCAAACACAAUGCUACUGGAGCUUGUCAAUGACAAAACAAUAGCAGCAACUGGCUUCAAGGCCUCAUACACCACUGUGAAAUGCGGUUCCACAUUUACAAAUCCUUCUGGUGUCAUCUCCACUCCCAGCUACCCCUCAAAUUACCCGCCUCUCAUGGACUGCACUUGGAUAAUCACAGCUCCAGCUGGAUUUGUGAUAUCAUUAAAUAUGGCUGAUUUUCAAAUUGAGCAACAGCGCACCUGUGCCUAUGACUAUGUGCUUAUUUUCAAUGGUCCAAAACUCACAUCACCUGAAAUAGGAAGAUACUGUGGAUCUUCAACCAUUCCUAGUAUUGUCUCAUCUGGGAAUUCCCUUCUUCUUCAGUUCCACAGUGAUGAUUCUGUACAGACCAAAGGGUUCAUUGCCAAAUAUGCCUUUGGUGGAUUUGAUUCCAGCAAUAUUGCUCUUUUAGACAGCGUGGAUAACUUGAAUACACAUUUCUAA
Molecule: messenger RNA, 1478 nt
Organism: Bombina bombina (fire-bellied toad)
Lineage: Eukaryota; Metazoa; Chordata; Amphibia; Anura; Bombinatoridae
Product: embryonic protein UVS.2-like
Exons: 12
Coding region: 15-1478 (487 amino acids)
Biological process (GO): proteolysis
Molecular function (GO): zinc ion binding; metalloendopeptidase activity
Source: RefSeq, a predicted model, not a curated record